CGCCUCACAAACAACCACAGAACCACAAGUGCGGUGCAAACUUUCUCCAGGAGGACAGAAAGGAGUCUCUGGUUUUUAAAUGGUUAAUCUCCGCAGGUCACUACCAGCCACUGAGACCAACAGAGUCAGUAAGUGCUCUCUAACCACAGUCUAUGCAGUAAUAGUAGGUCCUUCAAAUAUUUGCUCAUUCUCUUUUUUUUUGUUUUGUUGCCUUCCUUUUCACAUGUUACCAGCACUACACAAUUUUUUGACAGAGAAAAAACCAACUAUAAAGUCUUUGCAAUCCAGGGACACAGUAAAACUAAAACAAGGUUUGGCUAUGGUUUGUGUUUUCAGUUUGAGGAUCCAAGAAGUAUUUGCACCAGAAGGUGAAAGCUCUGCGUGAACCGAGGGACUAUGGCAUCAAACAGCCUGUUCAGUUCAGUGACACCAUGUCAGCAAAACUUCUUUUGGGAUCCCAGCACCAGCCGGAGGUUCAGCCCCCCCUCCAGCAGCCUGCAGCCCGGCAAGAUGAGCGAGGUCAGCCCGGUGGUGGUAGCCCAGCAGCAGCAGCAGCAGCAGCAGCAACAGGACGCGGCGGCCGCCGUGCCCCGGCUGCGCCCCCACGAUAACCGCACCAUGGUGGAGAUCAUCGCUGACCACCCCGCCGAGCUGGUCCGUACCGACAGCCCCAACUUCCUCUGCUCCGUCCUGCCCUCGCACUGGCGCUGCAACAAGACCCUCCCGGUGGCGUUCAAGGUGGUGGCCUUAGGAGAAGUGCCCGAUGGGACAGUGGUGACCGUCAUGGCUGGAAAUGAUGAGAACUACUCUGCAGAGCUGCGAAACGCUUCUGCCGUGAUGAAGAACCAGGUGGCCAGAUUUAAUGACUUACGAUUUGUGGGCAGAAGUGGAAGAGGGAAGAGCUUUACUUUGACAAUAACUGUCCUGACAAAUCCCCCCCAAGUCGCUACAUACCACAGAGCUAUAAAGGUUACGGUGGAUGGGCCAAGAGAGCCAAGAAGGCACAGACAGAAGCUUGAUGACUCUAAACCUAGUUUGUUCUCUGAGCGCCUCAGUGAUUUAGGGCGCAUUCCUCAUCCCAGUAUGAGAGUAGGGGUCCCGACCCAGAGCCCACGGCCCUCUCUGAACUCUGCACCAAGUCCUUUUAAUCCACAAGGACAGAGUCAGAUUACAGGUGCUUCAGAGCUGGGCCCAUUUUCAGAUCCCAGGCAGUUCACAAGCAUUUCAUCCCUCACUGAGAGCCGCUUCUCCAACCCACGAAUGCACUAUCCAGCCACCUUUACCUAUACACCGCCAGUCACCUCAGGCAUGUCACUGGGUAUGUCCGCAACCACUCACUACCACACCUACCUACCACCACCCUACCCCGGCUCUUCCCAAAACCAAAGUGGACCUUUCCAGACCAGCAGCACUCCAUAUCUCUACUAUGGCACUUCGUCAGGAUCAUACCAGUUCCCCAUGGUGCCGGGAGGGGACCGCUCCCCUUCCAGGAUGCUCCCGCCGUGCACCACCACGUCCAACGGCAGCACACUGCUAAACCCUAACUUGCCCACCCAGAGUGAUGGGGUGGAGGCGGAUGGCAGCCACAGCAGCUCCCCAACCGUCUUGAAUUCUAGUGGCAGGAUGGAUGAGUCCGUUUGGAGGCCGUACUGAGAUUUCUUCUGUAGCCGGCCCGACCUCCGCAAGCCAAAAAAAAAAAAUCCACCAAACCACCAAACGGUCGACUAACUACGAAGUGCCUGUUUUUUGUUUCUUUUUUUUUUUAAAAAAAAAACAGAUUUUACCAAUAUGUGCAACUGUGUAGAUGGGAUGAUAAUGGCCAUAAAUAACACAAGAGUUACCAACAUACCACAACCCAUGUUUCAGAUUAUGUGAAUCAAAUCACAUAUUUUUCUUUUCUCCCCUUGGAAACAUUUUACCUUGUUUUAUAUUUAAAAUGUACUUUCUACACACACACACACAAAAUCACCCCCUCUUUUUUUUUUUGGAAUUUUUUCCUUCUAUUUUUUCCCCCUAGAGUUUUGUAAUAACUAGUGAGUAAUUUUGCUAGCAAGGAGAGAACGGACUCCCUGGCUAUCAGGAGAAACAUGGUGAUGCAAGGCAAAGGCUGCAUUCCCUUUUAUUUUAAUAGAAAACCAAAACUAACCAUGAACUCCAGAUACAGUUGCAAUCAUACAACGUAUGGGACCCUCUCCACACCUGUAGUGCAAUUCACCUGGUUUGUAUUGGUGCACAUAAAAAGGAAAGCAAAGAGCAAGUUGCUUCCAUUUUGCUAUGAUCCAUUCAGAUGAAAACAGCUGUCCCAAAAAACUCUGUCCGAGCCUUGCUGCGGAUAACGGUUGGAAUUUCUGUGUUCAUUGCUUUCUUGGUUUGUUUUUGGGUACUUAAAGAGAAUGAGUUUUCAAGUUAGGUGAGCCAUCCCCGGGGUUUCCUUUUUGCUUUUGUAUCCGUUAGUUUUGCCUUUGAUUAGCCAAAAAAACCAAAAAUAAUAACCAAAACCUUGAAAAACAAAAAAACAAAAUGUUAUCACUUAUGCAAAUAUGAGAAUGGCAAUAUAUAUUACUAGAGCCAAAAUGGUAUACAUAGUAUUUGUGUUCGGCUAUGUUCUUUUUUAUUUUUUUUAAAUUAUAAAUGUGUAAAAUUUGAGGUUGUUUGCUAACAUGAAUCAUCAUUUAAGUUUAAAAGAAUAUUUAUAAUUAUUUAAUGACAUUUGGACCCUUUAAACGUUUCUUAAUGUAAUGAUAUAUUGACUUCGGUCUCUAAAAGUGUUUUUGUUUUGUUUAGUUUUUUUGGGUUUUUUUUAUUACAUUUCUGCAAUAGUGUAAACCUCAGACCUUUACCCAACUCUGAAAAGCAGUACCAGUGUGAACCAGUUUACAAUGUGACUUAAAAACAACAAACCCAACCUAAAUGCAUCCACAUCAAAUGAUUUUGGAUGUAGGAUCUUUUUAUAUAACUUAUGAAGGAAAUAUUGUGUUUAAAAUAUUUUUAUUAGCUGUCUGGUUGCCUUCAACACAGUCUUGCCUUUUAAUCAGUAGUUGUGGAGACACUGGAAAAAUGGUAGGAAGGAUGAAAUAUUUUCCACCCUUCCCCUAAUUUCUUCUUCUCCAAGGAUUUUUUUCUCAGAAAUUCAAAAUUUGAGAAGAUUCAUAUUUAAAAUGGUCUAUUUUGACAGCAUAAUUUGGAUUUCAACAGGGGUUUUUUUUUCCCAAAGAAAAAUCAAAACCGUUUCAAAGCCCAUAUUUUGCAAAUGAUGAAUUGUUAAAUAUCUCAGAACUGGGAUUAAGGGAGAAAUGGUGAAACAUUUUCCCCUCCCCUUGCAAUUUCAGCCCACUCGGCAGAAAUUAAAAGGUUUCAAACUUGAGACAGAAACUGCCUGGUAGCGAGUCACCACCCGUUAGCAUUAAAUGCUGGAGCUGUGCAGAUGCUAUGGUGGCUCUGAAGCUGAUGUGGCUAUUGCCAUGUUAGACAGACGAGCACAAGGGCAGCAAUACUCACCUCUGCCCACACAGAAGCCACAAACUCACCUUCAAAGCCACCCUGGGGCUCCCAGGGGUGGUACAAGCAGAGCAGCUUGCACCCAAACCCCAACCUGUCUGUGGCCAAACUACCCUGCAGAGAAGCCCCAGUUUUGCCCAGCCCAGGGCUGCCAUGGCAAGCAGAGAGGUGACAUGGCAUUGGCUGGAUGUGGUGGGAGCUGAGUCAUCCUCCCCAGGCUCCCCCCAGGCAGGUGUUAAGCCUGGCUUAGUGGGAUGUUCAGCACAUGCCAGUGGGCUUGGCCAAAGCUCCCUCCUUCCACUGCCUCAGUCACCGCUGCCCGCAGCCUCCAAGCUGCUCCUUGGGUGAUCUUUGGCUACUUCCAAAGUAAAAUCAAGUAAAUCAAUGUUGGGCACAGCCACACAGAGCCGGACACCACCGUCACUGCUCGUUAGCAGUGAAGCUGUUAAACGAGCUGCCUUUAGCAUGGUACAGCCCUCCAAUCUGCGUGAUGACGUGCUCUUAAAAAUAAUAAUUAAUAAAGUCUUUGCCUUCUAAAGGUUGUAUACCAAGUAUGCUUAAAGUAUAAGUAAGACACUUUGUUUUUCUUCUAAUACUUAGUUUUCCUUCAAAGAUGGAAGCUGUAAUUGAUUCUAUUUAUUGUUGGUUUGUGGUAGCUUGAAGCAUACCACUGUCCAUUUAUUUGUAACUGUAAAGUAACGUUUGUUAGUCUCAGCAGCACUUAAAAAACCAGUGUCUGGUUACACAUUUCAGUUUUGUUUUUUGUUUAGUAAGCAAGAGAAAAAGAGAUGUACUGCCAGUGCAAGCUGUUUCCUAUUUAAUAAAAGGUACUAUAUUUGUA
This is a messenger RNA of Motacilla alba alba, 4339 nucleotides long. It is a transcript of the gene RUNX2, whose product is annotated as RUNX family transcription factor 2. Gene Ontology annotation, cellular component: nucleus. Bases 397 to 1653 code for a protein of 418 amino acids. Gene Ontology annotation, biological process: regulation of transcription by RNA polymerase II; hemopoiesis; neuron differentiation. Gene Ontology annotation, molecular function: RNA polymerase II cis-regulatory region sequence-specific DNA binding; ATP binding; DNA-binding transcription factor activity, RNA polymerase II-specific. NCBI's taxonomy places the organism in Eukaryota, Metazoa, Chordata, Aves, Passeriformes, Motacillidae. The transcript is spliced from 6 exons. The record is from RefSeq and is a predicted model, not a curated record.